GCUUAAAUUUUAAACUAGUUCCCGGAAAUGCGAAAAUUUGAAGACUAGGUUAAUAUCUAGUCAGUGGUCAGUGACAAGUCACACUGACAGGAAAGUUUGUUAUGUUUUUAUUAAAGGGAUGUAAUGAUGUACAUCUCGAUCAAGAUAUGAAUUACAUAAUCAUCAAGCAUAAAUGACUGAUUAGGGAUUUGCGAUGGGGGAUAUUAAUUUGAAUUUAGGAGAACUUGAUUUGACAUCAGAAGAUUUUUGGUUGGAUGAAGUUGACGAGCACAUUCAGAAGAACUUGGAGGAUGAAGUAGUGCAGGACGCUCUUAAAAAGGGCACCGAUUUAAGAACAUAUGCCAAAGAAGUUGAAAGAGAGCUACUGGAUGUGGAAAAUGCCUCAAUACAAGAUUAUAUUAAAGAGAGUGGAAAUAUUGCUAGUUUACACAAACAGAUAGCAGCAUGUGACACCAUACUAGAGAGGAUGGAGGAAAUGCUAAAUGGCUUCCAAGGAGAUCUGAGCAGUAUCAGCAGUGAGAUUCAGACCUUACAGGAACAAUCUGUCAGCAUGAACAUAAAGCUCAAAAACAGACAGGCAGUGAGGGGAGAACUGAGUCAGUAUGUGGAUGAAAUGGUGAUACCAGAACAUAUGAUUAAUCACAUACUGGACACUCCAGUGACAGAGAGAGAAUUUCUAGAGCAGCUUCACGAACUGAACCAUAAGAUCAACUUUGUUAAAGAACAAUCCUUCAGAGAUGCCAGGGCAUGUCAUGAUGUGAAAGAUAUUCUGGAAAAACUGAAAAUUAAGGCUAUUUCCAAAAUCAGAGAAUUCUUAAUGCAGAAGAUCUAUUCCUUUAGAAAACCAAUGAGUAAUUACCAAGUCCCACAAAACGCUAUGCUGAAGUUCAGAUUUUUCAAUGAGUUCCUAAUGGCCAACGAACGACAUGUUGCCAGGGAGAUUCGUGAUGAAUACCUAGACACAAUGUCCAAAAUUUACUAUUCCUACUUCAAAGGCUAUCUCAGUCGGCUAAUGAAAUUACAGUUUGAGGAAGUGGCAGACAAAGAUGAUUUGAUGGGAGUCGAAGAUACAGCUAAAAAGAGUUUCUUUAGUUCCAAACCAGCCUUGAAGAAUCGGUCAACGGUUUUUACCCUUGGUAGUCGAGGGGAGGUUUUGACGUCACGAUUGGAGGAACCUAUCAUUGUUCCUCAUGCUCAGCAAAAAUCAGAGACAAAGUUUAAUUUUGAGAGUUUGUUCCGAAGUUUACACUAUGCUUUGAUGGACAACUGCUGCAGAGAGUACCUGUUCUUGGUGGAUUUUUACAUGGCAUCAGGCACAGCUUCUCUGGACUUGUUUAAUGCCAUCAUGGCAAAAACAUUACAAACAUAUCUGAAAUCAAUGGAGGAGCAUGUGUCAGAGUGCUACGACUCAAUUGCUAUUUUCCUGUCCAUACACAUAGUUCACAGAUAUAGAAAUUUAAUGCACAAAAGAGGGGUCCCAUCUCUAGACAGGUACUGGGACACACUCUUAGGAAUCAUGUGGCCUAGGUUUGAAACCAUUUUACAUCUGAAUAUAAAUAGUGUGCGGGAUGUUGACCCUCAGAAGUUUGGACAUAUCGAUAACAGGCCACAUUACAUCACCAGGAGAUAUGCUGAGUUUUCAGCAGCCAUCGUGGGGAUUAAUCAGUCCUUCCCUGAUGACAGAGUGCUACACAAUCUGGAACAGUUGCAGACUGAGGUGGAAAACUUCAUCUUGAAGAUGGCAGCCGAGUUUCCUCUGAGGAAAGAACAACUCAUCUUCCUCAUCAAUAACUAUGAUAUGAUGUUAGGAGUACUAAUGCAUGCAUCUGCUACUAAGUUUAGACAGGAGCGAACAACAGAAGAAUCGAAGGAAUCUGAGAGUUUUAAGGAACUGCUGACUGCUCGUACUCAGGAGUUCAUAGAGGAAGUCUUGUCACCUCACUUCGGUGGAAUGAUCUCAUUUGUUAAGGACUGUGAAAACAUUAUUGAGAGGGCAGGAGUGGAAGCACUUAGGCCAGAUGAACGACGAGUUCAAUCUAUUGUACGUGGAUUUAACAGCGAUUGGAAAAGAGCUCUAGAACUGAUCAAUGGGGAUGUAAUGAGAGCAUUUACCAACUUCAAAAAUGGCACCCAGAUUUUACAGGGAGCAUUGACACAGCUGAUUCAAUAUUACCACAGAUUCCAGAAAGUCCUCGGACAGGGACCAUACAAAAAUAUGCAAAUUAGAAAUGAACUCAUUAAUAUUCAUCAUGUCAUGGUAGAAGUCAAAAAAUAUAAACCAACUUUUUAGAAGUGAAAACCUGUGAUGAGAGAAUGUCUUGUAGUGUACACGUGUGCAAUUACACGUACAUCCAAAUGUAAUUUGUUACACGUUUCUGCAGUGCAAUAUUUUAAAUGGAAAUACAUGAUUUACAAGAACAUACAUGAAUUUGAAAUGUACAUUCCUAAUAAAUUAUCAGAAAAGCC
Messenger RNA from Ostrea edulis (European flat oyster), 2466 nucleotides. RefSeq names its product vacuolar protein sorting-associated protein 52 homolog. Gene Ontology annotation, molecular function: syntaxin binding. Lineage: Eukaryota; Metazoa; Mollusca; Bivalvia; Ostreida; Ostreidae. The record is from RefSeq and is a predicted model, not a curated record. Gene Ontology annotation, biological process: Golgi to vacuole transport; endocytic recycling; lysosomal transport. Bases 194 to 2290 code for a protein of 698 amino acids. The transcript is spliced from 20 exons. Gene Ontology annotation, cellular component: GARP complex.